This is a messenger RNA of Abrus precatorius (Indian licorice), 1055 nucleotides long. Its product is annotated as endonuclease 4-like. The transcript is spliced from 9 exons. The record is from RefSeq and is a predicted model, not a curated record. NCBI's taxonomy places the organism in Eukaryota, Viridiplantae, Streptophyta, Magnoliopsida, Fabales, Fabaceae. Gene Ontology annotation, biological process: DNA catabolic process. Bases 38 to 1039 code for a protein of 333 amino acids. Gene Ontology annotation, molecular function: nucleic acid binding; endonuclease activity.
UUUCAUUUGUGUGUGUGUGUCCCCAUUAAUCAUGUAAAUGGGUAAUGAGAGAGUGAGCGUGCUGUUUUUUCUGUUGCUGAUACCCUUACCAAUUGUUCUGGGCUGGGGAAAGGAGGGUCACUAUGCCAUCUGUAAGAUAACACAGGAGUAUCUUAGUGAAGAUGCUCUAUUUGCUGUCAAACAAUUGCUUCCACCUUCUGCUGAAGGUGAUCUUGCUGCAGUUUGCUCUUGGGCUGAUGAGGUUCGGCAUAAUUACCGCUAUCGUUGGAGUAGUGCUUUACAUUAUGUUGACACACCAGAUUUUAUGUGUAACUAUGAAUAUUGCAGAGACUGUCAUGAUUCUUCUGGACAUAAACAUAGAUGUGUUACUGGAGCAAUUUACAACUAUACUAUGCAACUUAAAUCAGCUGAUGCAGGCACUUUGUCCGAAUUGAACUAUAAUUUGACAGAGGCACUUAUGUUCUUGUCACAUUUUGUUGGGGAUGUUCAUCAGCCCCUACAUGUUGGUUUUGUUGGAGACCUAGGUGGAAACUCAAUAAUUGUUCGUUGGUACUGGAGGAAAACAAAUCUUCAUCAUGUAGGUGUUCAGAAUCGUGGUCUUGAUCUUUUUGUCAUAAUACCUCUCCCUGUUAAUUAUGCAGUAAAUGGACUAAAUUCAGUGAUUUUGAUUUUGGUUUUGGUCCAGGUAUGGGAUGACAUGAUUAUUCAGUCUGCUCUUAAAACAUUCUAUGGUUCAGAUCUUUCUAUUAUGAUACAAGCUAUUCAAAGGAAUAUAACAGAUAAUUGGUCAAGUGAUGUAUCAAUUUGGGAACAUUGCGCGCACAAUUACACAGCUUGUCCAUAUCAGUAUGCUUCUGAAAGCAUUAGCUUAGCAUGCAAAUUUGCCUACAGGAAUGCUACACCAGGUAGCACUUUGGAAGAUGAUUACUUCCUCUCUCGGCUGCCUAUCGUGGAGAAAAGGCUGGCUCAAGGUGCUGUGCGACUUGCUGCUAUCCUCAACCGUAUUUUUACUUCCAAAUCCAGAAUUGCUCAAGCUUGAACACACAUCUUUAGGG